Messenger RNA from Lodderomyces oxycetoniae, 4428 nucleotides. Its product is annotated as VPS15. Gene Ontology annotation, biological process: protein phosphorylation; protein targeting to vacuole; macroautophagy. Gene Ontology annotation, cellular component: phosphatidylinositol 3-kinase complex, class III, type II; nucleus-vacuole junction; late endosome. Gene Ontology annotation, molecular function: protein binding; ATP binding; protein serine/threonine kinase activity. The record is from RefSeq and is a predicted model, not a curated record. NCBI's taxonomy places the organism in Eukaryota, Fungi, Ascomycota, Pichiomycetes, Serinales, Debaryomycetaceae. The transcript has 2 exons. Bases 1 to 4428 code for a protein of 1475 amino acids.
AUGGGUCAGAGAUUAUCAUUAUUGGCGCCUUCUGCUCCAACGGUUGCGGUAUCAUCAUAUGUUGACGCUUUGGAUAAUUAUCAGUUUGUUGAGCUUCUUAACAAUUCCCGGUUUCUUAAAACGAUCAAAGCUAUUGAUAAGACGAAUGGUUACUUGGUGAUUAUAAAGAUCCUUAUAAAGCCUUCAACGCCAAACUAUACGAUUCAAUUCCAUGGAAUUCUAGAGCUUCUUGUUAAACAAUCCUCGAUAUUGUAUCCAUACAAAAGUACGCUAACGUGGCAUAAACUAAUUGAAACUGAUCGUGCUGGCUAUUUGAUCCGACAGAUGGGUAAAACCAAUUUAUACGAUCGACUAUCAUUACGCCCCUUCCUAGAGCCAAUAGAAAAGCUUUUCAUUACUUUCCAAUUGCUCAAAACAGUCAGCGAAUUGCAUGCAUUGAAUAUACACCAUGGCGACUUACGCUUGGAAAAUAUACUAGUAACAUCUUCUAAUUGGGUGCUUUUAACAGAUUUCGCAAGCUUGACAAAACCUGUGUUUUUACCAGAGGAUAACCCUAACCAGUUCUCCUUUUACUUUGAUAGCUCUGGUCGGAGGGUGUGCUAUAUUGCACCAGAACGCUUCUACAACAGUCUGGAUAACCCAAAAAAUAUCCUGAAUUUCAAUGACGAUGGCGUGUUCAAACUACGACACGUUAUCACUGACGAAAUGGAUUUGUUCAGUUUGGGAUGUGUCCUUGCCGAGCUUUGGCUAGAUGGAGAGCCUACAUUCACCCUCUCCCAAUUAUUCAAGUUUAUGAAAAAUGACUAUGUACCAGAAUUGUCAAAUAUCCCCAACCCAAACAUGAUAAAACUUUUGCAAAAAUUAAUAAGAGUCAACCCGGGAGAGCGCACAGGUGCAAGAGAGCUACUUGAAGAGUUUAAAGGAUUGUGUUUUCCGGAAUUCUUCAACACCUUUUUAUACGGUUUAAUGGAGUCUUUUAAUGAUCAAAGCAAAUUUACAAAUAAAAAUGUACCAGAUGGAAAAACCACAAGCAUUACUGAUAACAAACUAAAUUAUUUAUACAACAAGUACGAUGAAAUUAGCAAGAAUUUGGGAUUUGUGUACGCUCAACAACAACAACAACAACAACAAAAGGUUGUCACCACUGAUCCAUUGCCAAUGAAACUCAACUUACCUGGAAUGCCUCACGAUUACAGAAUUCAACCGAAACGAUACGUUGAUGAGGACGUUUACGAAUCAGCACUCAUCAUUUUAGAUUUGGUGACUUCUUUUUCCAAGUCGCUAAAGUUUGUUGAGUCUAAAGUUAAAUGUUGUGAAUUGAUAUUAUCGUUAUCAGAACAUAUGAAUGACGAAUCUAAAUUAGACCGAUCGCUUCCUUAUUUAUGUUCAAUGUUGGAUGAGUACAUAGAGGCUACUUCUUAUCACCAGGCAUAUGCACAUCAUCAAGUUUCACCAAAGGUGGUUUGCACUGCUGUUUAUGCAAUCACCAGUCUUGUUAUGUCCUGCUCCUACAUUACCCCUAUUAAUGUGCUUCUUUUCCCAGAAUACUUACUACCCAAGAUUUAUGCACUUCUUAAUCUCAAAACAGACCCUCAUUCGCAACGGUUGGUUAAUGGGUGUGUUGCUGCUUGCUUGCCCUACUUGGCUGUUGUUGCAAAGAAAUUUUGGACAAUGUCUAAAGCCUUCAAAGCAACAUAUUCAACGAAUGCGGCUAGCUUGUUGCCUGAUGAGGUGAUAAAGUCGGUGACUAUGAUGAACUUGUCUAAAGACCAACUCGUUCAGAAAUUCAAAGACUUGACUUUGUUACUCUUGACAGACUCAGAAGCAUCUGUUAAGGUGAGUCUCCUCGAAAACAUUUUACCACUUUGUCAAUUCUUUGGCAAGGACAAAACAAACGAUAUAAUUUUACCACAUUUAAUAUCAUAUUUGAAUGAUCCAAACCCAACGCUACGAUUGGCUUUCCUUUCAGCUGUGCUUCAAAUGGGUCCAUUUAUUGGGGCAUUAUCUUUUGAGCAAUACAUUUUACCACUCUUAAUCCAAACAGUUGGCGAAGGAGAUCAACUUGUUAUUUUGAAAGUGCUUGAAAUCUUUAACUUUUUUGUUCUGGAAAAACUCAUUAAUGCCAGAUUGGAAUUCAAUGCUCUUGAGAUUUAUACGGAGUUACUAUCAAGCUCAAUUUAUUUAUUGUUACACCCUAAUGAGUGGAUAAGACAAUCCUUGAUGAGUUUGAUCAUUUCAAUAAGCAACAAUCUUACCGAUGCGGAUCGCUAUUGUUUUCUAUACCCCUUGAUUAAAGGAUACUUGGUUUAUGAUGUAUUCAAAAUAGAUUGGAACACUCUUUACCCGAGCCUCACAAGACCCAUUAGUAAACAAGCAUUUGAUAUGGCGAAUACUUGGGCUCUCAAUUUUACAAGCAAGUCCUUGUUUUGGCAACAAAAGAGUUUUUCCUUAUUGCAACAACAACAACAGCAUAAGCAUCAUCAUCAUCAUCAUCAUCAUCAUCAUCAACAACAACAACUGCAGCAUCAAUAUCAAUAUAAUUCGGAUGGGCAAUCCAAAAGAAGAGUGAUUGCGUUUUCGAAAAAUAUGGGAAAGUCGGUUUAUUUGCCUAAAAUGAGUACAGUGAUAUCUUACAAUAGUGGAAGAAGCAAGGAGAAUGUGCCAUUGAGUUCCGAGGACAAGCAGUGGCUUUUGAAAUUGAAAUCUAUUGGUAUUGGCGAUAAAUCUCUUUGGAAAUUAUUUGUUUUGAGAGACUACAUAUAUCGUGUUAGUAGAAUAACACCUACACAAACAUCGCAUUUUGAGCAGACUACAGUUACUCCAAGAAACGUUUUUUUAGAUGUAAUCUACAAAACGGAACCUGUUGUUUCAGCAAAUGAGUCCCAUCACAAUGAAAAAAAGAUCAUUUGUAAAUCGGGGGAUGCUGUUUCCGUUAAAAGUAUUGAGCACAGUCUAGAGCAUUCAUUGGUGUUACCAAACAUGGAGAGAGUUACUGCUUCGGUUCAAACUGUUGAAGCCAAUGUUUUUGGUGAAAUGGAAUUGAGUAAUGGUAUCAGCUCAAAACCGUCGUAUCUUAGCGAUCCCUCAUUUAGCCAUAAAACCUUCCACGUUAGCGAGUCGAGAAUAAUAACCUCGUAUGUAAAGCAUACCUAUACCGGAUCGAACCCAUUCAUUUUGAAGUACUUGCAAAAUUUAAAACUAACCGCUACAUUGGAAGAUUUCCCAGUCUUUGGUAAAGUGGUAAAAGCGCGGACCUCAUCCACCGUUGAAGAGGAGAUGAAAGAACCGAAUAUAUUCGAUUUGAAUGUACGCAGAACUAGCGAGGAUAUUGAUGCUUUUACAUGCUUGACUAUGUCGCCAACUCUAGAGUUUUUUGUUACUGGUUCCGAGAAUGGGGUCGUUAAGAUUUGGGACAGCUUAAAGUUGGAAAACAUUACAAGGGCCAAAAACUCUAAUCAGUCGAUUGAAUUCAACUCGCGAAUUACAUCGUUGACAUUUCUCAAAAAUAGAUGUUGUUUGAUUGUCACUACUAGGGAUGGAAUGAUUCGAAUAUUGCGCAUUGAUGUAUUGGAAAAUAAGAAUAAAAAGAUCCAAAAAAUCUUGAAACCGGUGGUUAUCAGACUGAUAUUGGCAGCAGAUUCGUUCAUUACUCAUGUUCGUGUAACUGAUAAUUUGAUGUGCUGUGCCGAUUACCAACUGAAAAUUAAUGUAUAUGAUAUGACUACUAUGGAUAAGUUAUAUUCGUUGCAGAAUCCAUUAUCAUAUGGACUUGUGACAAGUCUCAUUGUUGGUGAAGCAGAGCAUAGUUGGGCCAUCAUCGGCACAAAUAGCGGAUAUUUAACGUUGUUGGAUUUGAGAUUCAAGAUUCUUGUAAAAUCGUGGAAUAUCGAAGUCACAAACAGCAAUCAAGGAAAUACUACGGUUCCCAUUUUUUUCCCUCAUCAUCAUCUUUCUACAAACGAAGCAGGCUUGACUGAAAAAUUGAUUGAAAAACUCAACUUAUACAGAUGGAUACAUGUUUAUUAUAUGGUUAAACGAAACAGAGAAGAUGAACAUGAGACCGAGACGCAUACCAAUACUAUUGCCUUGAAUGAAGCAUCUUCUUUUUCUUAUGUGGAGUGUCUUUAUUGUGGUUCGAAAUAUGUAUCGUAUUUGGACUGCGAAUCUCAUAUCAUGAUGUCUCAUCAAAAUAGAUGCCUUUCAUGUAGUAAAGUGUUUCCCAACGAGCACAUUUUAAACUUGCAUAUUGACGAGGUGCACAAUGUAUUCUUGCGUAUCAAAAGAGAACUGGGCCAAGCCACACUCUGCUGUUUUUCAGAACUUUGUUCACAGCAGUUUAGUUCAUUAGAACAGAGACGCUUGCAUUUGAUUGAAAAACACAAUUAUCCUAGCGACUAUCCAUUUAGUAUUACAAGCACCGGUAUAUAG